CCUCGAUCGCCAAGGAAACUCGCACGCCCAAUUAUCGGGCCACAGCCAGCCGAUGGCGUGCAUCGCCUUCACUGACUCCUUUCCUACGUAUUUCAAGCUGAGAGGCGGGCCCCUCCCUCUUCGUUUUCGCAUCUUCCUCAGAGGUCCUACUUGCUCUUGAAUCAAUGUCCCCUGUUUCACCACACGUGCCCUCGCAGAAACGCAGCCUGCAGACGCUCUAUCCUCGCAAGGGGAGUGGCGGCCAUAGCAGCGGCGGGGGCAAGUCCGGAGGCAAGUCCGGAGAAGGCGGGGGCGGCAGUAGCAGCACAGGCACCACGAAAAGCGUGCCCAUAUCCGGGUCGACCGGCGGGCGCACAAACGCUCAGGCGUAUGGCUCUGGUGGCAUCGCUGCGUCAACGAUACCUUCGGGUCAGCUAUUCGCUGGACGAUCGUUGGGUGGAGGCACCCGGAAUCAAGUAUUUGGGUCACGGGUAUACGGAAGCGGAUAUCCUGGGCUCGGGGCAGGCUCCGUGGCAGGACGAGGGUUCCCAUUCCUCUUUUGGCCAGUCGUCUGGGGAGCCUAUCCGGGAUUCGGUGCACAUUACUUGCACAGCGGCGAGUAUGGUCGGCCUGACAACACGAGUCGUCCAGGCGGCGCACUCGUGGACGCGACCUUCUCCUCGAACAGCACGAACAGCACCUUCUUCAUCGUCGGCGACAACAGCACCGUCGCCUCCCUUAUCGACUCCAUCUCCGGCAACUGCACGCUCGCCAGCAACUCGUCGACAACGCCAUCGCCGUAUAACGCGACGAGUUCCGAGCCGAAGCCAGAGCAGGCGGUCCAGUACUAUCGCGCGAGCUCGGUGGCGCUCCUCCUGGACGGCUACAACAACACCGUGGCCCUCGGGAACGACACGAACGCCACCGCGGUGCCGCUCCCGAGCUGGGUGGACAUGACCCUCCUCAACUGUUUGAACGACACGAUCGCGCAGGCGGCGCCGUUGUUCUCCGGUGCGCAGGGCCGGCUAUAUGCGCCCAACUUUGGAGGACUGGUCGCACUGGUGUUCGUCAUAUGGCGGCUUUUCAGGAUCUGAGGGCUAUUGGCUUCGAAAUGCUACUACAGACGCUAAUGACGAUGGACUUUAUUCCGCAGACGGGUUGAGGGGCAGUUCAGGAUACCACUAUUGAGGAAGAUACCCAUUUUAUGUAGGGCCGGCGGCCCGUAUGUUCCAAUAUGCUGAUGACAUACUAGUAAUGUGCAACGCGCGAUCAGAACACACGGCGUGUUCCUUCAGUACAGUAAUUGAACAAGAAGGGUUUUGCGCAAGUUCUGUUGGACGGUGGUCUGCCGCCGAGUCACAGUCAGCCACCGACGC
Molecule: messenger RNA, 1355 nt
Organism: Rhodofomes roseus
Lineage: Eukaryota; Fungi; Basidiomycota; Agaricomycetes; Polyporales; Fomitopsidaceae
Exons: 3
Coding region: 165-1073 (302 amino acids)
Source: RefSeq, a predicted model, not a curated record